UUUUAAUUUUCUUGAUUUUUGAUCAAGAUUCAUUACAAGUUCAAGGUUUCUUCCACAUUGUAACAAGAAAAAAACAUACACAGAAAUUCUACAACACACAUCAAUCCAAUUUCAAUAUAGGGAAAAAAAUGUACAAAAUUCAUGGAAAUACAAAUAUAGCCUUUGAAAUCCAACCAGACAUACAGAUUUUGAGACCAAGUAUUCAUGCAAGAAGGGCAAAUAUUAUUGUAAAGUUUCAAGAUGUUUAUGGUUUUAUGGUACAAGGCAAUGUUGAUGAUGUGAAUAUACUAAAUGAUGUGAGGGAAAAAAUGAGGGAACAAGGUAAGGUAUGGUGGGCAAUGGAAGAUAGCAAAGGGGCUGAUUGGUAUUUACAAGCUUAUAAUAUAUAUUCUUCUGAUCAUGCCUUGAAAUCAUCUCUAAGAUUUUCAUUUUUUGUCAAUGGUAUGGUCUUAAAAAAGCUCAUUAGGAAAGGUAUUCCUACAACUUUAAGGCCGAAAGUAUGGUUUUCGUUAUCCGGGGCCGCUAAGAAGAAAUCUACGGUCCCUGAUAGCUAUUAUGAUGAUCUAAUUUCUGCCGUUCAAGAUAAGGUCACCCCUGCCACAAAACAGAUUGAUCAUGACCUGCCACGAACGUUCCCUGGUCAUCCAUGGUUAGACACACCCGAGGGCCAUGCUGCGGUGAGACGUGUUCUUGUGGGGUACUCUUUCCGUGAUUCUGACGUGGGUUAUUGUCAGGGUUUGAAUUAUGUGGCAGCAUUGUUGCUACUUGUGAUGAAAACCGAAGAAGAAGCUUUCUGGAUGCUAGCAGUUCUCCUUGAAAAUGUAUUGGUCAACGAUUGUUACACAGAUAAUUUAUCAGGCUGCCAUGUCGAACAACGGGUGUUCAAAGAUUUGUUGACCAAAAAAUGUCCAAGGUUAUCUGUCCAUUUAGAAGCUUUGGGUUUCGAUGUAUCCCUUGUAGCAACUGAGUGGUUUCUUUGCCUGUUCUCAAAGAGCCUACCUUCAGAGACAACUAUGAGAGUGUGGGACGUUCUCUUUUAUGAAGGGGCAAAAGUCUUAUUUAACGUAGCUCUGGCUAUUUUCAAGAUGAAGGAAGAAGAGUUGCUGCUGACACAUCACGUCGGGGAUGCAAUCAAGAUAAUACAAAAUACCACUCAUCAUCUCUUUGAUCCCGACGACUUGUUGACAGUAGCUUUUGAUAAAAUUAGUUUUAUGACAACUAAUAUUUCUAAGCAAAGGAAAAAGCAAGAAACAGUGGUGAUGGCAGAACUUGAUCAAAGGUUGAGGCGGCUAAAUACAAGUAAAUUAAGCGUCGCCAGCUGAUGAAUGUGCGUUGUGAGUUGCAAACACUAGUAUAUGCAAAAAUGUUGUCUUUAAUAAUUUGCUGAGGGCUAGCAAGGGCCCGUGAGUCAUUUGUGUUCCUGGGAGAGAAUUAAGUGCUGCACUGUAAAAUCAAAAUGUGUUUCCAGAAGUUGCAGGUUUGUAAUGCAACCAAGUUUUAUGUUUCAAAUUUAAAGUGGAGUGUAAAAUAUACAUAUUAAUUCAUGCG
Molecule: messenger RNA, 1548 nt
Organism: Erigeron canadensis
Lineage: Eukaryota; Viridiplantae; Streptophyta; Magnoliopsida; Asterales; Asteraceae
Product: TBC1 domain family member 2B-like
Exons: 7
Coding region: 129-1322 (397 amino acids)
Source: RefSeq, a predicted model, not a curated record